AUGCCAAAUAGUUGUGCUGCUUUUGGUUGUUCAAACCAUAAUUUAAUGGAAAAUAAACCUGGAUUCUACAGAUUUCCGAAUAACAACCCAGAACGAAGAAAAAUGUGGAUAAGUGCAUGUAAAAGGAAAAACAAAGAUGGUACUGCUGACUGGAACCCAACUGGAAAAAAUGUUUAUCUCUGUGGGAAACAUUUUACAACUGGGAAAUCAGUAAAAGAUCCUGCACAUCCUGACUACAUACCAACUAUAUUUGUGUAUACACAAAAUGAUUCAGAAAAAAACAAGAAGAAAAUAGAAAGAUUCGAGUCAGCCAAAAAAAGAAGCCUAGCAAAAGCAAGAACACCCGUCGCACCAAAAAAACAGCGUACCUUAAAUUUUGUUUCACCAGGAAAGCCACCAUUACAGCAAAGUAACAAAUUUAUUUCACCACCACUAUCACCAUGUUCUAGUACUACAUCUCUGAUGUCACCACUGCCAGAAAUGCCUGAAAUGGAAGUAGACUUUUCUCUUUCUUCACAAACACAACAUUUAACACCAGUAACUAUAUCAAGACCAACAACCUUAAAUGCAAGUACCCAGACCACAAGCUCAAUUUUGGAUAAUAAACAUUUAAUUGAAAUAACAAAUCUGACUUCAAAAAGCAAAAAUUACAGUUAAUGAUCUUGAGAGUAAAUUCAUAUGCUAUGAACAUCUGAAAAAAAAGCCAGCAAAAUUUAAAUAUUACACUGGAAUAAACAAAGAUCAAUUUGACACUGUUUUUGACAUGGUGAAAGAUUCGUUGCCAAAAAAAUUUCGAUCGAAGAUGCCUUUCAAAGAUCAGUUGCUGAUGACUCUUUAAUUGCUUGCUCGCCUCAAGGAUCCAUUUCUUUUCUUUCAAAGGCUUGGGGUGGUAGAGUGUCAGAUGUUGAGUUGGUCAAGCAAAGUGGCUUUAUCAGUAGCAAAUAUCAUCACCCUGGAGUUUAAAUACUUGCAGAUCGUGGAUUUACCUUGACCAACCGAUGAGUUUGCAGCAGGUUGUGGCGUUGAACUUAUUAUGCCUAGUUUCACAAAGGGAAAAAAGCAAUUGUCUGCACAGGAGGUUGAGACUACUCGUCAAAUAGCUUCAAUACGUAUUCACAUUGAACGUGUGAUUGGGUUAAUAAAAAACAGAUAUAACAUUCUUACUGGACCAAUACCCAUUACAAUGACAAAGUCUCUCUCUGAUGAAGCAAAUGAAUCAGAAUUUACUAGUAUCGACAAGCUUGUUACUGUUUGUGCUGCACUUGUGAAUCUUUUCGAUUGUUUCGUACUUGAGUUGUAAAUGUAAUCAACAACCUCUGCUGGCAAAGUUAUGUUAUUAUAAAUAUCUCUUGACAUUUGUUGUAACUCGUCACCAUCUUUAUCAAUGUUGUUACUGUUAAAUAGCGUUCUCAAUGACUUUGGUAACUUGGCUCUUCUAGGUGGUUCAUAUAUUGGCACGAAUGGUUUAUAAAAAUCAGAGAAUGUAUGCAAAACAAUGGAUUUUUUGUCCAAUUUAGACAGUUUUGAUAAAAACCUUGCCUUUUCUUCAUCAGUUGGUGGAACAUUACUACCAGGAAAUUUAUUACUGCUACGAUUGUUUUUCUUAAAGUUCUCAACAGCCUUCUCUGAAUAAAAUUUAAUGUCAGAAAUCUUCUUCGGUGCAACUUUUUUGACAAAAUCGACAUUCCACUUACAUGCUUCUUCAGUACAUGCUUUCUUAGUGAAUCCAGCACGAACAGCAGCCUCGAUUUUAAAUAACAAAGCCCCUAUGUGACUACAUGACUCACCAAGCCCAGCCAUACAUGUGCAGUGGGCAGAAAGAACAUUAACAUUUUUUAUGUCCACAAUGAUCCAGGGUAUGUGAGGAUCCUCAUUUACUCUUUGAGAAGGCAUAACUUCUGCCUUCAGUAAAAUAUAUGGCCAUGUUUUGUCUUUCUUAAAGAAAAACACAGUUCUAACCCAUCCACUAACAAAUUGAUUGUGGGCUUCCAAACUUUUUCGACUCUUCAUAGCUUCUCUUGUAAAAACGCCAGGGGUGUUUACCAAGUAAUCAUAAACCUCAGGGUACUCCAAGUUUGGCCACUUCGAAGGAUCGUUGAUCCAAGCAUCUGCUGGCAAUUGGUAUGGACAAGUAUCCAAAUUAACAAUUUUUAGCUUAUUAAAAUAUCUUGUUUUCGCUUCGA
Molecule: messenger RNA, 2183 nt
Organism: Hydractinia symbiolongicarpus
Lineage: Eukaryota; Metazoa; Cnidaria; Hydrozoa; Anthoathecata; Hydractiniidae
Product: THAP domain-containing protein 7-like
Exons: 2
Coding region: 1-657 (218 amino acids)
Source: RefSeq, a predicted model, not a curated record